CUGUCGUACAUCCCUGGUUGUCCUUGUGAAGGCGCAGAUCCGACGCGCCGUUUCGAUAUCGAAUCUCUCUCGAGAGUAGCGUGCAUUCGCUUUUCGCACACGGCGGUAGUGCGGACGAGAAAAAAAUUCUUCGUUACUUGCGGGUGUGGUUCCUUCAGCUGUGGCUUUUGUCGAUAAUUCGCGUAUGGUGUUGUAUGGGCGCAUACGUUUGUGACGGUACUCUUGGGUACUCUGGACGAUUCUCUCGGCGUGACAACGUAUGUACAUAAUACAGAUCGUCCGUCGCGUCAUGAUUCAAUAAAAGCGGCCGAGUCGGCCGACAAGUCUCGUUAGGAUGGAAACUGGUUAAGAACGAGAGAGCUCGUACGCAUUUGUGCUGUGGACGUGAGACAGUCGUUUUUUUCGAAGCGGGUCAGUCUGUGAUCCAUACUGCUGCUUGUCUGUCCGCACGCGAUUCGCUUCACUAGAACAGCGAGAACGUGUGGAAGAUGUGAGGUCGGCACACGUCCGUUCUAAUGUCUCGCGAGUGUGUUUCGUUUCGUUUGAUUGUCUGGCCUCAGGCUCUCUACAGAGCUAAAGUCUCGUGAGUGCGUGUGAUUCGAUCGAGUUAACGUUUACGCCGUGGAGCUCUAUAGAAGAUGCUGGGAGACGAUCCACCGUCUUUAUCGGUGGGUACAGAAGUUAGUGCUAAGUAUAAGGGUGCCUUCUGUGAAGCAAAAAUUCGUAAGGUGGUGCGAUCAGUAAAAUGUCGUGUAACUUACAAACCACAAGGAUUGGGAACUGCCACAAUUGCCGACGAUCAAAUAAGAGGGACUUUAAGAGUAGGCGCGUCCGUUGAAGUUAAACAUGUGGAUCGGAAGGAGCUUGUGGAAGCUACAAUUACAAAAAUCCAAGAUUGUAGUCAGUAUACUGUGGUCUUUGACGAUGGAGAUAUUACAACGUUGAGAAGAACCGCACUCUGCCUGAAAAGUGGACGACACUUUGCGGAAAGUGAAACGUUGGAUCAACUUCCGUUGACCCAUCCAGAGCACUUUGGGAAUCCGGUAAUUGGAGGUAGAAGGGGUAGACGCUCAAGAGAUGAAAGCAGCGAAGAUGAAGACAGUCCGCCGCGAGGCACUCGUGAUUCGGCUUCCAGCGGAGGUACGAAGGAAGGAAUGGAAACUGAACCAGAGAUCGGGAGAGUGGUCUGUGUGGAACUCGGUGAUAAAAAGAAAAAGGACAAUUGGUUUCCAGGAUUGGUGGUUGCGCCUACUGCUCAAGAUACAGUAAGAAUACGAGUGAGAGACGAUUACUUGGUACGCUCAUUCAAAGAUGCAAGAUAUUAUACAGUACCCAAGAAGGAAGCCACAGAAUUCACGAAAGAAUUGGUUAAUAAAGUUGAAAACAGUACUCUAAAGGUUGCAGUGGAGAAGGCACUUCUAUUUUUAGAGAAAAAUGAAUUGCCACCUCACUGGGACAGGGAUUCUCUGUUUGGUCAUUCUGUUUCUAGUGGAAAUAGUGAUUAUGAUGGAGAACUUGAUUCAGAUAGUUCGGACGAUGAACCACGUGAGGAAAAAGAUCACUUUGUAGCGCAAUUAUAUAAAUUUAUGGAUGAUCGCGGGACACCUAUAAACGUUUGUCCGAUGAUUGGAAAUGAGGAUAUAGAUUUGUACCGGCUUUUCCGAGCAGUUUACAAAUUAGGUGGCUACAAUCGUGUUACGAAUCAGAAUCAAUGGAAAGCUGUUACACGACGACUUGGCUUUACAAUGCAGAAUUCACCACCUUUGUACAAUCUCGUGAAGCAGGCUUAUAAGAAGGUCUUACACUCCUUUGAAGAUUUUUAUAGAAAAUUAGGAUGCACUAUGGUAAAUCAUCCGCGAGGUAGCACGCGUAAACAACGUCCUGGGAGAAGUUUGAUUCGUGAUAAAGAUAGAAAUACUCCUGUACCACCUCCAGCACCAGUGCAAGUGAAGAGCGACAAGGAUGAAGACGAGAAGAAAGUUGUGGAAGAUGAAAAGAAAGAGAAGAAAGAAGUUAAGAAAGAACAAGUGAAAGAAGAAGAAAUAGUUAAAAUAAAAAAGAAAGAAGAAUCUGAGGGAACCGGUAGCGGUCAGGAGAGCGAUGUUAACGUGGAAGGAGAUCAUGAAUCAUCAUCCAAUAAUGAAAAGCCACAAAAACCGACCGCACAAAUUUCUACGUUAUCUCCCACUUCGUGUGGUACUGCAGCUGCAUCAUCUAGCCGGACUAAGUCAAAAAAUAAAGAAGACACUAAGAAGAAGGUAACCGAGAAGAAAAAAACAGAAACCAAAAAGCAAGAAAAGAAAGAUGAGAAGAUCAAGGAAGAAGAAGCCACAAAGACGAGAUCAAAGGCUAAAGAUGAUACUGUAAGAAAUAAAAAUACUUCUGAAGUAAGAGAGACUCGGACACCGUCGAGAGAAGCGGACAAGAAAACAGUGUCUAAGCAGCGACGUUUGACAGAUGAAGAAUUGAAAAAGCGUGGAAGGAAACGUAAAGAGUACGAAACGGAAAAGUCACGUACGGAUGAACAACUUACAGAGAUCGCGCCUAGCUACAAAGGUCCUGUAGAGUGUGGUGACAAAUUGAAGGUAUAUUAUGGUCCAACGCAUGAAUCCAAAGUUACCUACGAAGCGAAGGUCAUCGAAAUAGAGAAGGAAGGUCCGGAGCCGAUGUAUCUUGUACAUUACACGGGUUGGAACACCAGAUACGAUGAGUGGAUUAAAGCGUCUAGAAUUGCUCAAAAUAUCACGCAAGCUCAAGGUAGAGUGAAGCGUAUCAAAGCGACUCCCAGGCCUCAAACUCCAAGCACAAGUUCGUCCAAUAACAAAUUGAAAGGUACUUGCAAUUCGAGCGCUAACGCAUCACAAAGCCGUCGCCGAGCACAAAGUGUCGCUCCUACUUCUUCUAGCGCCGUUCAAUCGGUUUCAACGUCUUCAAAGGAAGCCAAGAAGGAGGAGAAGGAGAAAGAAAAAGAAACGACACAACCGACCAGAUCCACAACUCCAUUGUCUAUUGCCAGUUCUAGUUCUAGAACUAAAAGUCCUGCUACACCCGCCAAUAGGCCAACUAGAACAACUAGAAAUGCAGAGUUAUCCAACAUAGAACAUCGUAGGCGCACCAGAAGAACCUCAGGACACACGGACAUAUCUGUUGCGUCGGAAAGCGAGGAUAGUGAAGGUUAUGAGUCCGAUACCACUGAACCUGAGCAAACCAAAACUAGAUUGAGAGGUAUGGAAGAAAGGAAACGUAAAGAAGCACGAAGAGCAGAAGAGAGAAUUAGAGCGGAUGAUGUGACAGUCAGUGAUGGUGAGGACGAAAAAGACAUCUCAGAUGAACCACGUAAAGGUAGACGUUUAAGAAGAACGCCAGGCAAAUCUCAGGGUAUUAAAUCUGAACCUGACAGCGAUCAAGAAGAACAACCAAAAGGUCGAGAUUUUGAUCUCAAUCAAAUACGAUCUGAAUUGAAAGGUUUUGAUAAAGCUGUCAAGAUGGAGAUAGUCAGGAUGGAACCUGAGGAUGAAGUUAAGCUAGACGAUAAGGAGAACACGGCUGCGAUCACGACUUCGCCCAAGUUGGAGAAAACUAACGAGUCCCCAAAGGUAGAGGUUGUCGAAACAAAAGUAGAAAGUACGGAAGACAUAUAUGAAUUUAAAGAACCGGAACCGUUCGAGUUUGAGGUGAGAAAUAAGAGGGACACUAAUGGCGAUAAAGAUAAAUUGAAGAAGAGAAUGUUCGAAGAUGAGACGAAAAGUCCGAAAAAGAAGCAAAAAACACCGGCCGCGGGAUCGGUAGCGAAGGAAACAAAAUCGGAACUGCCGGAGACCGAUUCUCGGAAGAAGCCGAGGAAAUUGUUCGGAAAAAGAUCCGACGACGCACACGAAGCGGUAACAACUGCUGCCAGCAAGUCAUUACAGGCCGCAUCGUGCACAUCGUGCGAGGAUAUUUUCAACAAAUUGUGCGAAUCCUCCACGUCGUCAUUUAAUCAAUUGAAAUCAACUGUCACGGAAGACUCGAGUAACAAGGCGAGUGGUAUGAGUCUUUUGUUCAACGAUUUGCCGGCAGACGAUGAAGGUACGCGUGACGACUCCGAAGACCGUCUGAUAAUAUCGGAGACUGAAGUAUCGGAAACAGAACAGGAAAACGUAUUUGCUUAUCAACAAGAGAUUCAGUUCCAAAGCGGCAAAUCAUCGGACACGGCGGAAUCGAGCAAGAACGAGACAAGUGUUACAGUUGAAAUCGUGAAGGAAGAAACGCCUAUAAUCAGCACGAGCAGUAAUAAAGUCUCUAAUAUCUCCGAUCAGAAACAGAACCAAGUCAAGUCUCUGUCAAGUCAAGUCAUAGCUGGACAAUCGCAAUCAGAAUUGAAGAUGUUGGAUACCAAGUUGCUCGAUAUUGUCCCGGUUCCAUCACCAAUUGUGACACCGCCAGCUCCAAUAAGCGCACGACUACCGGCAACAUCCACGAUAGAAGAAAAGUUAUCGGCUGCAAUGGCGUUCCGGAGCAAAGCUAAAGAUACCAAGAAGACUGCGGACGAGGAGACACCUGAUUCGCGCAUAAUGAAAGUAAUGAAGGAAGGAUCUAAGAAAUUAGAUCCUACUUUCUUGCAAAGAGGCAAAGACGCGGAUUGUGUUAUUCCUGCGGUCGAGGUGGAUAAGAAACGCGAACAGGAAAAGAUUGCGAAUGAGGAGAAUAUACGUAGAGAGAUUAUGCGCGCAGUUAUGGUUAAGCGAAAGGAAGAAGAAUUAUCCAAAUCGAAGAAAGAAGCGGAACUGAAAAAGUUUUCAGACGUGAAAAUAGUAACUGAACACAAAACCAAAUUGCAAGAAGCUACGAGAGACGAAAGUUGGAGGAACUCCGGAUACGAGAUAUCUGACGAUAAAAAGUCCGAAGACGAAUAUAAAACGACUGAUCAGAAAGAGAAGGAUAGAAUUGAACAUCGUAAGAAGCAAAUCAACCAGGAUAUUAUAGAUUCUACAGACAGCAGCGACUCGGAACAAAGGCUCGUGAUAGAUAACGAGGAGCUGCAAGACGUCAAAGUACCGACCUCUACCUUUGACGUGAAGCUACAAGCGGAAUUAGAUCACAUAGAAAAUACGCAGGAGAGAUACGCGAGGUCGCAGGUAUUAAAAACUUCACAGAGUAUCCAUCAACAGCAGCAAGAACAAGAGUUCAAGGCCGACAUAACACCUGUUCUAAAGACAGACGAAGAAGGCGAAACGAUGAAUUCGUUGCUGUGCGAGGAAGAGAUACCCGGUUCGCCAGCCCCACUGUCCGAGAGCGUCGAGCAAGCUAACGUCGGUCCCUCGUGCAGUCCACCGAAGAAUGAAGCAACGGAAAAUAGCAUAGUGCUAAUGGAGAUGCCUUUUGCAAGUGCACCAACUUCAGGCCAGAGUACAACGAGCAGUAACACCGUCGCUACUCUCAGCAUGGCAUUGCCAAAAACUAUGGAAACAUCAAUGCCGGUUUCGCUAUCGACGCAACAGAAUGUGUCCUUAAUGCGGCAGCCACAACAGCAGCAGCAACACCAACAACAACAACAACAACAGCAGCAGCAGCAGCAGCAGCACCACCACCACCACCACCACCACGUGUUGGCUUUGAUUCCAGCGCAACGACGAGAAAGUAACGAAGCCGCGCCGGUAAUGGACAAUACUCCACCGACGACACCCGACUCGAGUAUCUCCAAUAUCUCGGGUUCACCUAGGGAAGAGAGAACCGGCGGCUCGUCACCGAUCUCUGAGGAUAAUAUCAAGCUUAAUCGUGACAACUCCGAGGCAGACAUUGACAGUGCCGGCAAAGGCCUGAGUUUCAGCGAGGACGAUAUCCUACCUAACUCUGAGAGCAAUUCCGCGGAUAGGAUUCUUAAGCCGCCCGCUAAACGUGUAAUCGAGGAUAUGCAGUCACCUAAGAAACGCAGAAGAAACAGAAAGCACUCGGAGUGCGGUAGCGUUGGCAGUGUCAGCGGCGUCAGCGUCGGUGUCAGCGCCGGCCUCAGCCUUAGUCUUGGUGUUGGCGUUGGCAUUGAUGUCGGUGUCGGUGUCGGUGUCGGUGUCGGUGUCGGUGUUGGCGUUGACGUUGACGUUGACGUUGACAUUGGUGUCGGCGUUGGUGUUGGCAAUGGUAGUGGCGUCAAUAGCAGCAAUAGCGGUGGUAGUAUUGGUGAUGGCAGCAGUGGUAGUGGCAAUGGUAAUGAUAGUGGUAAUGUCAGUGGUAGUGGCAGUGGCGUCAUUCCGAAAAAACCUGGCAGGCAAAACGGUAGACAUGGUAGAUACGGAGCUGGCAGCGACAGCGACGACACCAGUGAGGGAUCCAAUCUCUGCAGUGUUAAUAACACGCCAACGAGUCAUGCCAACGCCAUCACCAAUGUUCCCGAUCUCAGUACUUACUCAUCGAGAUCACCGAGGCCAACAAAGUACAAUUUCUACGUUGAAUUAGAUCCUGAAUUGGACGGUAGUCAAAGAAUAGCUGUGCUACAGCAGAAAUUAACUGAAUUACGGAAGACGUAUAACGCCGUAAAAGUUGAGCUCGCUGGUAUAGAAAGACGACGGAAGAAGCUGAGAAGGCGAGAACGAGAAGCUAUGAAAGCAGCUAAGGCAGAAAUGCAGCAGGCUUGUUCGUGAUAGACAGCAUUGAAAGAUUGUUAUUCUUUCUUGAAGUGUUAAGUGGGACUAUUGUAUAAGCAUUAUUGGUACGGGCAUCAUGCAAUCACGACAGGCACACACAUGACAAUUUUUAUCUGUAUAAUAUUCUUUAGGUAACAUUUGCCCUACUUUCUUUAUCUUCAUUUAUUUAAAUAAAUUGUAGAUAUAGUCGUAAGAUUUAGUGUAGCACAUGGGUUUUUUCAGCUGAAUUUCUUGCACAGUUAAACUUUCUUUUUUUCUCUCUAACAUAGAGAGAAAGAGAGCAAAUGUUAACAAUGCAAGAAAAUCAACAGACGAAAAGAACAGACAUAAAGAUGCGUUUGCCCCAAAACGAUAAAUUUAUUCAUAUAAUACAGUUUUAUUAUUGUAUAUUAUAUAUUUCGUUAAUAUCUCGUAGUCUGAAUGUCGAAAAUCUUUAUCCUCUUUUUGUCAUUUUACAUAUUCGAAUGUAAAGUACAAUUUAAAACUGAUAAUCUUGGUUUUGUUGUUUCUUUACAUUUUUUUUUUAUAAAGGCUGAGAAAGCGUUAUCGAUAUGUUACGGUAAAGACAUCUUGGGGAACAAGUAAUUAAUCUAAGCUAACUAUUACUAUGUCGGUUCUCGAGUAUAAUUAGGGUCACUGUACCAAUCGCUAAAUGAUCAGUAAAUGACUAAGAAAAAUAUUAUAAUAAGAAUAAAUUUACAAUAUAUAUUUAAAAUUGCAAAUUGAUAUUUUCUAGAAAUUAAUAAACUAAAUUGAUAUAAUUACAUUUUCAAGUAAAAAUUGAUAUUUUAAUUGGGUCUAAUUUUUAUAUCGUUUUGAUUAAAUAUUAAUUUUUCCUUGAAAAUGCAAUUAUAUCAAUUUGGUUUAUUUGUUCAUUAACUGGUUUAAUUUUUUAUUUGACUAUUGACUAGUACAGUGACUCUAUCUCAGUUACAGUUGAGUUGUUUUCACAUAAUGUUGAAGAAAGAAACAGAAAGCAUAAAAAGGAUUAUACAGUGAUUAUUAUACAGUUACGUCAAACGCUGCGUCUUUUGUAUUAUAGUAAAAGAGUGUAAAUACUAGAGACCAGCCAAAUUUGAUAAAUCAUAGUACAUUUAAUGUUUACGCCAAACUAUCGCCGAACACCGGAAAACUUGGAAUUUUCUAGGAAUUUAUGUUUUAUCCUUGAAAAUUAUGGAUUUUUAUGGAAUUUUAUUGAAAGGAAAUUUUUAAGAUUUUAUUAAAAAAUUUAAAUUCCAUUUCUUUUUCUGAAAAAUUUUUUUUAUCAGUUUUUUUUAAUGGUGUAAUUGUAUGUUGAUUAGCAAUAAAUGUGGCAUCUACGUACAUUCAUGUAUAUUCUCGUUUAAUUUGCGAGUUUUUAUAAAACAAAUUAAUAACAAAAAACAGUUUAUUCUAAAUUGGCGUUAUAUGUUUAAUCAUCUUGAGCAGAGAUUGUGUAUUGCAGACAGAUUAUAUACACCAUAUUUAGUUUAUAUCAUCUUUUUAAUACUUUCUCAAAUUUAAUAUUCAAAAUUCAUGGUUUUUAUUUAUAAUUUUACGAUUAAUAAGGAACACUAAAAGAUAUGAUUGAAUAUAUGAAUAUAAGAAUAAUAUAGGAACACUAGAAGAUAUAAUAAAAAUAAAUUUUAUUUCAAAACUGCAUUAAAAUAUUUUCUAAUCUUAUUUAGAAUUUUGAAUAAAAUUUCUGGAAAAUCCAAGAAUUCUCAGGGAAUUCUUUCACACAAUUUGAGUAAAUUCUUACAUUGUAUUGAAUGUGAGCAUAUUCAAAUACACAAAUACACAUUUGUACGAUGAAAUAUCAACGAGAAAACGUUUGUAUGUUAAUACACGUAUAAAAUAAAACGAUUACUAUUAGACUAAAAAUGAUUUAUCUCUAUUUUAAUUUGUAUAUAUAAUGUUGUAUAUACUUAUACAAAAAGACAUGAGUAUAAUGACGUAUAUAAUCAAUAUUGGUUGCAAUCCACUUAGCGCUGCAAACGCUCUGAAGCGUAGAUUUCUCUGUUCUGAUUAAUCGAUUGAACGUUUUAAAGCAUUAGUAACGCUAAGCAAAUUACAGCCGUUGAUACAUAUGAAUAUACAUAUACCAUUUCUGUUAAAUAUACAAGAAUGUAACAAUACAAGAAGUGUUUAAUUUUAAGAUAUUAAAAUGUUCUAUUUCUGUCUUCGUUUUUUUACCCAAAUAGCAAAAUGCAUCUUUCUCAGCACACACACUUUAUCAGCAAAUUCGAUCACGACUUAACAGCAGAUUUCAAGCUGCUGCUUCCUUAUUAAGCAUAAUUUUUAAUAGCACAGUUUGUUAACAUGGAACGAUGAUAAAAAGCCAGGGAAAAAAAUUUUAUAUAUAAUUACCCAGAUAGUCAAGCUUGCAGAAACAGAUUUUGCACAAAGCAUGUAACUUUUGAAGACAAUGGCAAUAAAUUAUAUACAGUGUUCAAAAUAAAACGAGCCUACUAUGUUAAAAGAUUGAUCGCAGAAAUCAAACAGAAUUUGCAGCUCGUAUUCAGUUUCUGUUGUUAGUUUGUCGACAGAUUGCCGACACGCGCAGAUCAGCGGAAAUCGUACUCGAUUUUUGCCGCUAAAUAAUAAUACAUAACAUGUCAGCAGGCUUUCUUGACAGAUCCUGAACUUAAUGCGGACACAGAUGGCUAUAUGAUCAAAUUUGCUGCCACUCUACGCGCAGUUUGCUAUCGGAGUAUAUAUUAAAUAUGUCCAUAUAUAUUAAAUUAUAUAAUUAUAAUUAUCACUUAAUUUUCAUAUAUAUAUUUAUGUAUAAUUAUAUAUAAAAUAUGUCCAUAUGUAUUAAAAUAUAUAUAAUUAUAUAUUAUAUAUGUAUUAAAAUGUACAUAAUUAUUAUUAUUUUUUAUUUGUACCUUCAGCUUUUGCUAAGAAGCGGGACUUGGUUUACAAUUGCAUUAACACCAUUCAUAUUUCUACAAUUUUCCUACUCUCCUCCUAUCCUACUUAGUCGUCCUCAUUCUCUAUUCUUCUCAUUCCUAAUAAUGCACUUUUUCAUACACACAUACCUAUACAUAUUUACGUAAUUAAACGCGUAAUUACCAGAAUACAAAAUCCAACAGUAUCAAGUAGUUGAACGCAAUCAAUACCAUAUUAUGUACAUAAGUAUCGCUAUUCUCCAGAUACAUAAAAUACUGCUACAUAUAUACGCCUCUACACUUACCAAUAUAUCUCUUUCUCCUUUUCCGCAUUCCUAUUCUUAUAUAUUUCUCUUCUCCCUCCAAAAUUUUACUAACACCUCCUCCUUCCUUUCAUCCAAGCUAUCAUUUUCUAUAACCUUAUUCUUUUCUCGACGCAAUCACCUAGCCUUCAAACCAUCCUUUUGUUAUUUCGCAAUUCCCUGUAAAAUGUAUCAAAUUAUCCUUUUCCGUCUCGCAGAAAAUACAUUUCCUUUCUUCCUCCUUUAACCAAUACUUAUUUUCCAGUUCCAUGUUCUCACACCUUAUUUUCAUCAAAGCUCUUAUUCCUUCCCUCUUUUUCUCUUUUCUUAAUUCACUCUCCUCUAAAUAGUUAGGUAUCCUACCCUUACCCAUGAACUCUCUAUAUCUCUUAUUAUAUACUUUGCUUCUCUAAUCCUACAGUCCUCUUGUCGUUAAACAUCUCUCUCUCUCUCCCCCCCUCCUCUUUAUUUCCUCAAUUAAAUCUCUUUCUAUUCUUGGCAUACCAUCUAUCACUAUUACCUCCCAUUCCUAUUAUAUUUUUCUCUUUUUCUUCUACAUAAAUUCUUCCAUCCUUUCCUUCUUUUUUCCAAUAUACUAAUUUAUUCAUUUUUCAUUGUUUCAAUCUUUUCUUUGUAUUUUCUUGUUCUGAUAUCUCAUCCUAUUCUUAACUUAUCCAUUGCCAAUUCCCUCGUUAUCAAGUAUCUUGGUGUACAAAAAUUCAGACUAAACAUCCAUCUUAUAUAAUCCAACAUUAUUUUCUCUAACUCUUUUCUUUCUCCCAACUCCGUAAUUCCACCCGGAAAAUAUUAUACUCUUUACUAAAUACUUAAAGCAUCCACCUCCUUAAAAAAAUCAUUCUUGCAAAUUCUUUCUUCUAACCAAUAUUUGCUACUAUCCUGCUUUUUAUCCUUAAUUCUUUUAUAUGAUACUCGAAAUAUAUAUAUAUAUAUAAUUAUAUAUAUUUUAUAUAAUUAUGUGUAAUUAUAUAUAAAAGUUGUUUUCUCUGGAAUACAGUGAUAAUCGAGCAUUAUUUGUUGCCACAUCACGACAGCAAGUACAUAGCAAAUAUCUCAAAACUUGCCAUAUUAAAAACUAGUAGAAAGACAGCAGAGAUAGAGCAUGAUCUGGUAUCACAUUGCGAUAGCAGAAACGUGUCAAAGAUGCAGCAUGAUGUCAUAUGACAUAAAUUUACAAUUCGUGCUCCCAUCAGUUUUGGCUAUUUGGAUAAAUUCUUAAACUUUCCACUAUACACGUUUUUCUCGGUAUUUUCUCAUUAGACAUGUGAGUCUGUCAUGUCAGCCGCUAUCUUUUCCAUUUUAAAGUAUUUAAAAAAAUCUAAAAAAAAUUAUGAAACGUCUGUCUACAUUGUAGCUGAAGAUUUUAUAGUUAUUUUGAUAAACUUUUUGUUUGUUGAAUAUUUUAUUUUUAAUACAUUUUGAAGCGAGUAAUGAACUUUUUUCGUUAUCUGGUAUUCCAUUUUUUUGCAAUAACUGGAUAGAGAAGCGAUGAUUUAUCAAAAUCUCUUUUAAGGAGAUGUUAUUACAACGUCUCUAAGGAUUACAAAUUUUUGUAAAUAAUUAGUAAAAUUGAUAUUUACAAAAAAAAAAAAAAAUCACAUGUGGAUCUGAUAGGUCCGUGUGAAAUUUUAUAUAUUCAACAAUAUAUGAUCUUUUAUAAUGGCUGUGGGACCUUCUAUUACCUUCUUUUUUUUAGAGACAGGAAUCGGAUUUGUUUGUUUUACGAGUAGUUGUUAUUUUGUUACGUAAAACAGAUCCAUGUGUAUGCAUGUGUAUCGGAGGAUUAAAUAUUUUAAUUUUCAACGAUAUUUCCAACACUAAAACAUUUAUAGCUGAAACAUCUUUAUUUGAUUUAAAUGGUUUAAUGUUUUAAAUCUAAAUACUGUUUAAAAACUAAAAUUUUGAAGUAUUUAAGUAUUUAAAAAACGGAGAUAAGAAGUAAAAUAUUUUAAUAUUUCAAAAUUAAAUAUCUUUUUGAUGAGUGAAGACACAUUAUCUUCUUAUUCUUCAUUCUCUUAUUCUUCACUGAUUGAUUGUGCAGUGAUUUAUCGUGAAUGCAGCUCAACGAUACUAGUUUAUAAUAUUAGUUUACUGAUUUCUACAUUAUAUUUAGCUACCAUUGUGCUUUAUCUUCAUUGUCUAGUUACAUACUCAUUAGUACCGUACAUGUAUUAGAAACUUGUCAGAGAUGCAUUUAUAUUUGUAUUUCAACAUACAUGUCAAAGAGCGCUUCAAGUAUGAAGAAAUUAGGCAAAUGCAAAAGAAUGAAACUUAAUUGUAAGUGACACAUUGGGAAAAUGUAAAUCAAAUGUUGCUAAUGAAGAUGAAUUUGUAAAAAGUUAUGAAACUAACUUAAAAAGAGUGGAGUUUUAUAGAAUAGAGAUACAUACAUACAUACACACACACAAACA
This is a messenger RNA of Solenopsis invicta (red fire ant), 12224 nucleotides long. RefSeq names its product AT-rich interactive domain-containing protein 4A (gene htk). Gene Ontology annotation, biological process: regulation of transcription by RNA polymerase II. Gene Ontology annotation, molecular function: transcription cis-regulatory region binding. NCBI's taxonomy places the organism in Eukaryota, Metazoa, Arthropoda, Insecta, Hymenoptera, Formicidae. The transcript has 7 exons. Bases 639 to 6617 code for a protein of 1992 amino acids. The record is from RefSeq and is a predicted model, not a curated record. Gene Ontology annotation, cellular component: nucleus.